Messenger RNA from Ananas comosus (pineapple), 3119 nucleotides. RefSeq lists its product as uncharacterized. Lineage: Eukaryota; Viridiplantae; Streptophyta; Magnoliopsida; Poales; Bromeliaceae. The record is from RefSeq and is a predicted model, not a curated record. Bases 377 to 910 code for a protein of 177 amino acids. The transcript has 6 exons.
AGCGAAAAUGGAAUCGGCGGCGAAGGGAGAGGCGGAGGAGGUGAUGGAAGGGGUGGCGUCGAUCGCGUUGCUACCAAGCGGCGCCAUCUCCGGCCACUUCGUUCGUCUCCCCCACUCCAUUUGCUACGGCCUCCAUGGAACAGGAUGCAGUGCUGUUUGAUGAAGCACGAUGUUAGUGGUGAUGUUUAGGGAAGCACUGUCUUAGAUCCAGAAGCACCAAAUUAGAGCUUCUGCUUUCGACGCCGAACUUGUUGCAACACAAGUUUUAGCUUUUUCUCAUUGUUAAACUCUCUGCAGAAAUUGUUGCACCUUAAAGGCUAAAAAAGCGUUUAAGAAAUUUGUUGGACCUUCUGAUUUAGACCAGAAAGCUCCCAAAAUGCGGUGCUGCUUACGUAACGAGAAAUAUGAUCAGAAUGACUCAUUUUCAGCAUCUGUUAUUACGCAUUUCUGUUUCUCUCUACUCGUGCAUGCUCGACUAUUGCAUGUGAUUCAUUUUUACACCGAUAUUAUUAGCAUCUGGGCUUGUAUCGGGAACUCGGUGUGUCGCAUCAAAAAUACGAAUAUAAUGAGCACAUCUUCUCCUCCUGUUCUUUUAGAAUUAUCUUGCGAGAGGGAAUGCAGCAGAGGAGAGGAUUACCGCUUGAUAAAGCUCUCGAUCAUUGAUUAUACUACGAAGAGAGAGAAAGUCGUUGCGGUAGAGUGCAGGGGACAUGAUGCUGCUCGUUUCCAGAGCAUUGACCAUGCCCAUGGGUGGGAGGAGGAUGUCAUUGGUAUGAUCAAAGAGAAGCAUGGGAAUGAACAGAUUUCGGUCUCUUUCGAGUGCGAGACGCUGAAGGCAGAUAAUGCUGCCGAGGAACACAUUAGGAAAUACAUGCCCAAUCUAUCCGGGCAUGAUGCUGUAGGUAAGUGAAUGUCGGUAAGAUGAGUAUUUCUGGUAUCAACUUCAAAGAGGAGGAUGCAUCCCAAGCUAAAGAACUGAAGGAUCAAGCCUGCUAUACAGUUUAGUUUGGAGAAUCAAGUUAUUUUUUUUUCCCUUUUUUUUUUUUUCUGGUGGGAGGUUUUGUUGAGAGAGAGAGACAGAUAGAACAACUACUUAAACAUGAAUUAAAUAUUCCAACAUGUCUUGUGGUGUAUGCUUGUGCAUCUGUUUGAGUUGCUUUUCUAUGUAAGCAGUCGUGGAAUUCAACUUGAGCUCAUUCUUAAAAUAUUUGUAGGUAGAUCUCCCACGUUCUCAUGAAUGUAUGCCUUUUUUUUUUUAAUCUUAUUGGAAAUUAUUCUCAAUUUGUCACCUACUUUUCAAAUUCUUUCAUACAAUGCAUGUUUUCUCGAAUUGUCUAUCCCAAUUUCUGGAAUAUUGAGUUGGCGGUUGGGUUUGAAAAGUUUUAGUUGAAUUAUUUCUCCUUAAACAGAAUAUUAUCAAAAGGUACUUUUGUAGUUAUCUGCAUUGAAUAGAAUAAAGUUGCAGAGAAUCAAAAGUUUGGCUUACUGUGAGAGCAUAUUGAUAUCGAUUGACAAGUUGCAUUCUAACUUUGCUAUGGCUACUGGCUUUCCAUCCGUAUUUAUUAUUUUAGGUUUGCCUGACCGAACUGGAGCUGCUAUAUAAUUGCUAUAUACAAAUUAGCAGCCUCUGAUCCCGUUCUUGAUCCAAAGUGGAGACGAGGUACGUUCAUUAUACCCUUUAUGGUUCACCUAAGAAUAACCAAUCCGCAGGGUGGUUGGAGUAUUUUGGGAGAACUAUAACAAUGGAGUUAUGAUGGUGUAGUAGGGGCACAUACAGUGUUUUCCGGCGUGUGCUUCUUUGCUGCUAUCUGGCAUUGGAUAUAUUGGGAGCUAAAAAUGCUCACUGAAGCAUGAAUAACUUCCGUAGUAGUAGUUUUCUUCCUCAGUAAAGCAAAAGUUUCAAGUUAUAGCUGGAGGCAACUUCUCAGUAUAACAAAAGCAUUGAGCUUUUCGCUUGCCAAGCACGUGCCGCUAAUAGAAGAGAAGUCAGGCCAAACAACAACCGUUCUUACAAAAAGAGGAUAGUGUCAUUUAGAAUCUGUUCUCUUUUGGCGAAGAAUAUAUUCUGGAAUGGAGAAUAUGUACAUGAUGUUUCUGAAGUUGAAAUAAAGGCAUUUCUGAAGUAGAAUCUUCUGAGAAAAUUGAAAGACAUACAUGUUCUUUCAGCCUGGUUAAGGCCAAAAGCUAAAAAGGAAGAGAAUAUAUGCAAUGUGAUCAGCCAAAUUGAAGAGAAUCCAACUUCCACCUAUCCAGCUUAUUAUAUAUUACAGUAGCCUUCCUUUAUUGCUCUCAUUAUUCAAUUCACUUUUCAAAUUAGAAAUUGCUCCAGAGCACUAUAAUUGAAGGAAUAGGCAAGUUAAUUUAUAUUUUUGACAAUUGAUAUCUAGACAGAUGAGUCAGGAAGAUGGAUUGAGUAACGGCGAGUUCGAGAUAAGUGUUGCUGCAGCUGCAUUUGCUAUUGUAUCACUUGAAGAAAGAGAUGGUGCCAAAACGAAGGGUGAGAAAGAAGAGAAAAGGAUUAGAACAACAAAUUUGGGAACAAAUUCGGGAUCGUUCUUUUGGUGGUUCUCUAAGGAUGAGGCAAAAGACGCCGAUAAAUUGGCAGGUGACAAAUCUACAACAAAAUCACAGACCACAACACAGCAUGACUCAACCGUCGAUCUCAAGAAGCCAACCGUCGAUCUCAAGAAGCCAGAAAUGAUUAUGAAUAACACCCCAAGUAUCCGAAGAACUGCAACCUUGUCUGAUAAAAGCACAGGUAUCAUAAAGAGUAGCCAGAGAGAUGGAAGCAGAAACGAAACUACACAAGGAGCGAAAUCUCAUUCGGUGAAAAAAAAGACUAGGUUUGCGAGUUUUAAGAAGACAGCUAGCAAGUCAUUUGGGUCCCCCAAAGAUAAGUAGAAGCACUGAUGGAUCAGGUUACAGAUGCUUGAUUGGUUGGCAGAUACUCAUCACCGCAUCGAAAAUUAUGGAAUAAUGUGUGAAAAUACAUAUGAUUGUUGAAUGACAAGCGAAACUAAGGUGUCUGUAUAAUAAUAUAUGAGUGGAGAAUCAAAUAAACUUAUCGCAGAUGUGCAAGUUGUUUUUGUUGUAGAUUGAUAAAAUUGCCUUAUUAUUCA